Messenger RNA from Erinaceus europaeus (western European hedgehog), 2119 nucleotides. It is a transcript of the gene SLC22A31, whose product is annotated as solute carrier family 22 member 31. NCBI's taxonomy places the organism in Eukaryota, Metazoa, Chordata, Mammalia, Eulipotyphla, Erinaceidae. The transcript has 10 exons. The coding region runs from base 70 to 1809 and encodes 579 amino acids. Gene Ontology annotation, biological process: transmembrane transport. Gene Ontology annotation, cellular component: membrane. Gene Ontology annotation, molecular function: transmembrane transporter activity. The record is from RefSeq and is a predicted model, not a curated record.
CUCCGCCCUUGGGGGCCGCUCUUCCCCGCUUCUCCGGGUCUGGGACGCGCGCGGGCAGCGGAGCUUCAGAUGGAGCGGGAAGCCCAGGUGCUGCGCGCGGCGGGCGGCUUUGGCCGGGCCCGACGCUUGCUGGCGGCCGCCUCGUGGCUGCCGUGCUUGGCGUUGGGGCUGGCGCUAGGCUCCGAGCCGCUGCUCACCGCGCUGCCCGCGCACCACUGCCGGCCGGACCCCUCGCUGCUGCCGCCCGCGCUGCGCAGCCUGCGCGGACCCGCGCUGCUGGACGCCAGCCUCCCGCGCCUGCGAGCCGGCGCCCGAAGCCCCUGCCUGCUGCUGCGCUACCCUGAACCCGGGGCCCGCGCGCGCCCCAAUGGCACGCGGCCCUGCACUCGCGGCUGGUUCUACGAGCUGCCCGCCGCCGGCCUGUGGAGCAGUCCUGUCACCCAGAACAACCGUGCUCAGGUAGACAGGACGGUAGCUGGGCAGCCUGGGAGAGGAGAAUUGAAGCCAAAGUGGGACCUUGUGUGUGAGGAUGGCUGGAAGGUGCCCCUGGAGCAGACAAGCCACCUCCUGGGCUGGCUACUGGGUUGUAUAGUCCUGGGCACAUGCUGUGACUGGUUUGGUCGCCGGGCUGUGUUUGUGGGCACCCUAUUGCUGGCCACAGGCCUGGGGGCCUGUGAGGCCCUGGCUGCCAGCUUCCCUGCCCUGCUGGUCUUGCGGCUGCUUCAUGGGGGAGCCUUGGCAGGGGUCUUCCUUGCACUCUAUGUAGCUCGUCUGGAGCUGUGCGAUCCCCCACACCGCCUGGUUUUCACCAUGGGUGCUGGCCUCUUCCUAGUGGCGGGCAACCUGUUGCUGCCUGGCCUGGCAUUGCUGGCACAGGACUGGCGCCUCCUGCAGGGGUUAAGUGCCCUGGCCAUGGGACUCUUGCUGCUCUUUUGGGGGUUCUCAACUCUGUUCCCUGAGUCUCCUCGAUGGCUGCUGGCCACAGGACAGCUGACCCGAGCCAGGAAGAUCCUGUGGCAUUUUGCAGAAGCCAGUGGCUUAGACCCUGAGGAGAGCUCAGAAGAGGAGGGCUCUCUGGCCACAGAGCUGGACAUGCUGUCUAUGGGGAGCCCCCAGUCCCAGUACCACUCCAUCCUUGAGCUGCGCCACACCUGCGUUGCUUGGAAAAAUGGCCUCAUCCUGGGCUUCAGUUCGCUGAUUGGUGGGGGCAUCCGAGCCAGUUUCCUGCGCACCCUGGCCCCAAGGGAGGCCUUCUAUCUGCCCUACUUUCUAUCUGCUGGUCUGGAGGCCACAGCCAUUGUCCUGUUGCUGCUGACAACUGACCACUGUGGGCGCCGAACCAUCCUGCUGCUGGGAACCCUCGCCAUGGGCUUGGCCUCCCUGUUGCUUCUUGCUGGGACCCACUACCUGCCGCAUUGGAUAGCACUGGCCCUCUCUGUUCUGGGGCUCCUGGCCUCCCAAGUGGUGUCGGCACUCAGUUGCCUCUUUGCUGCCGAGGUCUUCCCCACAGUGAUCAGGGGGGCUGGGCUGGGCCUUGUGCUGGGUGCUGGGUUCUUGGGCCAGGCAGCCACACCCAUGGCCAACAUGCAUAGCCGGCAAAGCUUCUUCCUGCAGCACAUGCUGUUUGCUGCCUUCACGUUGCUGGCGCUACUCUGUGUCCUGCUGCUGCCCGAGAGCCGUGGCCGUGCGUUGCCCCAGUCACUGCCAGAUGCCGACCGCCUCUGCCGCUCCCCACUCCUGCGAAGCCACCCUCACUCUGAUAACCUGCCUCUUCUGCCGCCAACCCCCCAAGCUGUGCACCUCCCAUAGCAGUACUCAGGCCCAGUGGCCCUUGAGAGCCAAGGCACAGCAGUACCAGGAGUUAGACCCAGGGCCGGACAGAGGUCUAUCUGCACAGACUACAGCUUAUCUCAGGAGGGAGCCAUGGGGACAGUGUGAAAGGUGGCCUGCUCAUGGGUACAUGAUAAAGGGUUCCAUGGAACUCAGUUCUUUCCUCUGGCUACACUUGGGGGUAUAGGGACUCCUGCUCCCCUCUGUGGGGCCCACAACCAAGCCCAAGUGUCUCCUAACUCAGCAACAGGUCUGUGCGCUCUGCACCUUCCUGCGGUCAGUGCACCAG